ACUUAUGUGACUAUUGACGGAUACUUCAUUACAUUCGUGGGCCCAGUGCAUGAAAAAAAGCCCUCUGCCUGCAACGACAAGCCCAUUCAAUUAGUUCCAAAAUGUUCGCGCAUCUUUUCGCCCUCCUAUACCUCGUCUUUACUAUACCCUACCAGCUUUCGCAUACUUGACCCCAGCGAUUAAGCGCCAAACAUCCAUCAAUUACCUCAGAAUCGAAGACUUCUGUGUCAACGCCCUCUACAUAAUCUGCCCGGGUAACGGAUACUGCUGUCCAAAAAGGGGCGAUGGCCUGGACAGCCAAUGCGCGCCUGGCGACCCAACUCGUUGCGUAUUGCGAGCGCAAGGAUAUAUAGAGAUUGUUUCGGCUAUGGACUUUAAGGGUCAUAUCAAGUUAGUCGCGGCAUUGGUCCGUGGAAUUAAUGCGGCGGUUUCGAGUGAGGCGGGAAGGAUUACAGGCGCGAAGACGAGUACAAGGACAACUGCAAGCACAACAGCCCAAGCCUCGAGUAUUGCCGCAGGAGCGAGCAUUGCGACAAGCGUGAGCGUAGGGGCGGACAGUGCUUCGGAGACGACGCCGACUGCGCGACUUGGGACGUCAUCGGCGGCGGCUUCUGCGCAGGCUACCUCGAGCUCAAUCGGCGCAGCUAGUCUGCUAACUCGAAAUAAGGAUAUCCUCGUUGGAGGUGUAGCUGCCGUCAUGUUUCUGCUUUAAGUCGGAUCUUCAAUGGUGAUUAGCAAGUACAUGGUUCUUAUGAUGCAUCCUAGGAUCCGUCGUCAAUUCAUUGAGAAGGCGACAUUAGGGUGAAGCGUUAGUAGAGCGGAUGAUGACUGUUACGAAUGGACGCCAUCGUGUC
Cucurbitaria berberidis CBS 394.84 is the source of this 854-nucleotide messenger RNA. RefSeq lists its product as uncharacterized. The coding region runs from base 368 to 712 and encodes 114 amino acids. The record is from RefSeq and is a predicted model, not a curated record. NCBI's taxonomy places the organism in Eukaryota, Fungi, Ascomycota, Dothideomycetes, Pleosporales, Cucurbitariaceae. The transcript has a single exon.